Messenger RNA from Lachancea thermotolerans CBS 6340, 1008 nucleotides. It is a transcript of the gene UCC1, whose product is annotated as Ucc1p. The record is from RefSeq and is a predicted model, not a curated record. The coding region runs from base 1 to 1008 and encodes 335 amino acids. Lineage: Eukaryota; Fungi; Ascomycota; Saccharomycetes; Saccharomycetales; Saccharomycetaceae. The transcript has a single exon.
AUGCUGGACCAUUUCCCGACAGAGCUGCAGCUGCGGCUGCUGGCAUGCAACCCGCAACUAGCGUUUGUGAGCCGCGGCUGGUACCGGCUCAACAACCUGUUUUACAGAGACUUAUGUGUGCAGCUGAGGCCCGAAAGCUACUGGAAGGGCCUCGCGACGUGGAUCUGCGCGUACGUGAAAAGCCUAGAUCCCGACAGAAAGGACGCGCGCCUGAUCAAUCGCGGGUUCAUGCGCGACACGGGUGGCGAGUUCGUGGAGUUCAUGUGCGACUCGUGGCAGAUCCUGUACAGUGUGCUUUUCGCGAGCCCGAGAUUCUUCGGGAUGGACAGCGCGAGAAUGGAGAUUGAAGACUCCAGCAACUCGGUCAGCGAGUACUGCUGCCCGAUGGAGCUGGUGGGCGGGCGCGAGUAUGAGUGUAGCGUGUGGUUCCGGAAGCGCAGCACGUUGAACAAGUUUGGCGCCGUCCGAGUGGUUUGCGAGGCCGACGCGCCGCGCGAGGCCGGCGCGGCCGGCCUCGUCGGAGGCGCAGGCGCCGUGCUGUUGGCGCGCGACCUGCCCGUGAGUAUCGACAACUGGUGUGAGUCCGCCGGGAUGUACAGCUUCGCGGCGGGCAAGAUCAGAGUGCCGCCGGAGCUGGGUCACGUGCAGGAUGCACGGAUGCGGGUCUGGAUCACAAGCCCGACCAGCGUCGAGAUGGUCGCGGUGGACCUGAGGCCCUACCAGCGUGGCAAGCAGUGGCUGUUCCUGUCGACGCCGCAGCAGGGGAUAUUCAGCGCGGAGGAGCAGCGGCUGAGCAAGGCGCGGAUGGGCUGGGCGAUGGAGCGCACAGGGAACGAGGAGGCGCCGGCCGCGGGCGCGGGCGCGGGCGCACCCGCAGAGGACUUCCGCGUAGUGUACCGGUUCCCGCGCGAGCAGGGCAAGGCGCUGAAGGUGAGGAGCGUGCGGUACCCGUGGCUGGGGCAGGGCGCGGUGACGAGAACGCUGGACCGGGUGCGGAACAUCACGUGA